AUGUCUGGCGGAUGGAAUCCCAUGAGUGGCCGUGAUUCCAGAGGAACUCGGCCCAAUGGUGCUCCUGCAGGUGCUCCUAUUCCUACACAAGGUCAACCCUACAUCCCUCAUGUCGGCGGGCCCGGCUAUAACUUUGGUUUAGUUCCUACUCCUUACGGUGUCAUGUAUGCUGGCAGUGCAGCAUAUGGCCAGCCUGCCUAUGUCCUCCCUCAAGGACCGGUUGCAGGGUUUCAGAACCCACUGACCUAUGCAAACCAACCUAACGGUAACGGAAACAUCUUGGGGCGACAGGCACAGCCUUACCCCCAGAUCGAUACCCAAAUGCCUGCCGCGCAGAUGACCAAUUCUACAGGCGGCGUCGGCUGUGAGCCAGGCUAUAACUACUUCUUCCCUGCCGAGCACACCAAAGUCCACGUCUUCAAGAGUGAGACCCCGCCCUGGCAGCUCGAUGCCAACGCGCAAAUCCCAUUCAUUGCCUCUCAUGUCCCCACCAGCACUAAGCUGGGAGAUCUACUCAAGGGUUUCGGCUGCACUAAUGCAAACCCUAAGAAGAACAAGUGUUUCGAACUCUACAGCGGUGGAAAUGGGAAGUGGUACAAGGGAUAUUCCUUCAACGGAGACGAGGAGAAGGAGAUUGAGAAGAGCUUGAAUGAAGUGGGCUGGACCUCUGACCGCACCGGCAGUGACAGCGGCAAGCCUGUCGUCUGCCUCUGGUUCUGCAAGAGCUGA
Fusarium poae is the source of this 729-nucleotide messenger RNA. RefSeq lists its product as uncharacterized. Lineage: Eukaryota; Fungi; Ascomycota; Sordariomycetes; Hypocreales; Nectriaceae. The record is from RefSeq and is a predicted model, not a curated record. The transcript has a single exon. The coding region runs from base 1 to 729 and encodes 242 amino acids.